AUGGAGCGUUUCUAUCUUCUCAUGUGCGUCUUGCCGUGUCUGCAAAUCUGCCAAGUGGCCUCGGCAGAGAAGUAUCAGCAUGACCUCGUCAGGAGGAAGAGAUACCUGAUAUUCCCUCAGGGUAGCAACGUUCAGUUGGUUUACUGCCUCACGAUCGGAGCUUAUGCCCGCGACGGAGAUUUAGUAUUAGGGCUGACGGCGGCUCUCGCCUGGGAAUUACCGAGUACGAUCGACUCGAAAUUGACGGGACAACUCCAUCGGCGUACCAGAGCUGUCAUCUAUCCGAAAAUUGAAGCUUUUUUACAAUCAACUGGUCUUGAUGGGAGGUCCUGUGUGAUGAGAGCUCUUUGUGAGGCUGGGCAAAGGAGUACAUCGGAAAUUGGAAGUGGCACCUUCGUGCAAGAACUUCUUCAUGCUGUUUUCACAAUUCGAAGUGAUGGGACAAUUUUUGAUAAUGAAGAUAAUCAACAGUACGAUUACGCAUAUAGAUUAAAUGGAAACUGUGCCGCACUAUAUCCCACUUGUAAACAUUCAAUUUAUGAUCUAAACUUUUAAUCUGAAAUCUGAAAGAAAACCUAAGGAUUGAGAUUGUUUAAAAAAGGGAAUUCUUGCUGCUUGCCAAUGAUAUUUGAAAAUUUGUUUUAAUGCGCACAAUUUAUGUAAUAAUGUA
This is a messenger RNA of Ceratosolen solmsi marchali, 670 nucleotides long. RefSeq lists its product as uncharacterized. Bases 1 to 555 code for a protein of 184 amino acids. NCBI's taxonomy places the organism in Eukaryota, Metazoa, Arthropoda, Insecta, Hymenoptera, Agaonidae. The record is from RefSeq and is a predicted model, not a curated record. The transcript is spliced from 4 exons.